This is a messenger RNA of Budorcas taxicolor (takin), 1467 nucleotides long. RefSeq names its product bactericidal permeability increasing protein (gene BPI). NCBI's taxonomy places the organism in Eukaryota, Metazoa, Chordata, Mammalia, Artiodactyla, Bovidae. Gene Ontology annotation, molecular function: lipopolysaccharide binding. The record is from RefSeq and is a predicted model, not a curated record. Bases 16 to 1467 code for a protein of 483 amino acids. The transcript is spliced from 15 exons. Gene Ontology annotation, biological process: negative regulation of tumor necrosis factor production; negative regulation of interleukin-8 production; negative regulation of macrophage activation.
CUGCAGGACGAAGACAUGGCCAGCGGCCCUGGCAGCGCGCGGAGGUGGGCAACCCUGGUGGUGCUGGUCGCCCUGGGCACGGCUGUGACAACGACGACCAACCCCGGCAUCGUGGCCAGGGUCACCCAGAAAGGCCUGGACUACGCCUGCCAGCAGGGAGUGCUUACUCUGCAGAAAGAGUUGGAGAAGAUAACAAUUCCCACUUUCUCAGGAACCUUUAAGAUAAAAUACCUCGGGAAAGGGCAAUACAGCUUCUUCAGCAUGGUUAUUCGAGGAUUCAGUCUUCCCAAUUCCCAGAUCAGACCGUUGCCGGGUGAGGGCCUUGAUCUCUCUAUCAGAGAUGCCAGUAUCAAGAUCAGAGGAAAAUGGAAGGCACGAAAGAACUUCAUCAAACUCAGCGGCAACUUUGAGCUGAGUGUGGAGGGCAUCUCCAUUUUGGCGGGUCUGAGUCUGGGCUAUGACCCUGGCUCGGGCCACUCCACUGUUACCUGCCCCAGAUGCAGCAGUCACAUCAACACCGUCCGCAUACGCAUCUCUGGCAGCAGCGUGGGGUGGCUGAUCCAACUCUUCCACAAAAGAAUCGAGUCUUCGCUCCAAAACUCCAUGACCAGCAAGAUCUGCGAGAUGGUGACUAGUACUGUGUCCUCCAAGCUGCAGCCUUAUUUCCAGACACUGCCAGUGACAACCAAACUAGACAAAGUGGCUGGGGUCGAUUACUCGCUGGUGGCACCUCCAAGAGUCACAGCUGAUAACCUGGAUGGGCUGCUGAAGGGUGAGUUUUUCAGUCUGGCCCACCGCAGCCCCCCACCCUUUGCGCCGCCAGCACUGGCCUUUCCUACUGACCACGACCGCAUGGUGUACCUGGGCAUCUCUGAGUAUUUUUUCAACACGGCCGGGUUUGUGUAUCAGAAGGCUGGAGCCCUGAAUCUGACCCUCAGAGACGACAUGAUUCCAAAGGAAUCCAUGCUCCGCCUGACAACCAAAUUCUUUGGAAUCCUGAUACCCCAGGUGGCCAAGAUGUUCCCUGACAUGCAGAUGCAGCUCUUCAUCUGGGCCUCUUUGCCUCCAAAACUCACCGUGAACCCCAACGGCCUUAACCUCAUCUUUGUUCUGGACACCCAGGCCUUUGCCAUCCUCCCAAACUCCUCCUUGGACCCCCUCUUCCUGCUUGAGAUGAACUUGAACCUUUCUGUGGUUGUUGGUGCCAGGUCUGACAGACUGAUUGGAGAGCUCAGAUUGGACAAGCUGCUCGUGGAACUGAAGCACUCAGACAUCGGCCCCUUCUCGGUUGAGUUGCUGCAGUCUGUCAUGAACUACACCGUGCCCACCAUCGUGCUUCCGGUGAUUAACAAGAAGCUACAGAGAGGCUUCCCUCUCCCGUUGCCCGCCUACAUCAAGCUCUUCAACCUGAUCCUUCAGCCUUACCAGGAUUUCCUGCUGUUCGGUGCAGAUGUCCACUACAGCUGA